AAAGUUUAUAGAACAUUUUUAUGCUUAAAGUCAUACUUAAGGAGAAUAUGUGCCAACUUCCAUGAAGACUUGAACUCAUAGCAAUCUUCAUCUUCUUGAAGUAAAGAAUAAAAAUUAACGCAACAUUGAUAUAAAUAAUAAGCCUUUGGAAAUAAUCUACAUUCGUGUUACUGUACGCCGUAAAUUUUCUUGAUAUGGAUAUCCUCCAGGAUGGCAUUUCACGGUCUAUAUCUGAUGCUCCACCAGCUCAUUACGUAGUGAGAGUGGAGUUAUUUUCACUCCUCGCAAAUAAUUCAAUAGAAAAAUACGUGUCAGAGAAAUUUGAAGCUGGAGGAUAUAAAUGGAAGUUGGUCCUACACCCAAGUGGAAACAAGGGCAAAAAUAUAAAAGACCAUAUUUCACUAUACUUGGCUUUGGAUGAAGCAAGUUUACCUCAUCCUGCUUGGGAAAUCUAUGUGAAUUUUCGAUUGUUUUUGCUUGACCAGAACACCGACAACUUCUUAGUUGUCCAAGAUGCAACGGGAAAGGAAAGGAGAUUUUACAAAAUGAAGGCUGAAUGGGGAUUUGAUAAGUUCAUUACUCUAAAAGAGUUCAACGAUGCCUCUAAAGGUUAUUUGGUGGAUGAUACAUGUGCGUUUGGAGCAGAAGUCUAUGUAUGCAAGGAAAGAAGCAGAAGUAAAGGGGAAUCCAUAGUAAUGGUGAAGGAUUCCUUUACCUACAAGCAUGUCUGGGAGAUUAACAACUUCUCAAAAUUGGACUUAGAAUUCUAUGACUCUAAAACAUUCAAUGCUGGAAACUAUGAGUGGAAGAUAAAACUAUAUCCCAAAGGAAACGGCCCUGGAUUUGGCAGUCAUCUUUCUUUAUACUUAGCCUUAUCUAACCCAUCAACACUUUCUCCUGUUUCAAAAAUAUAUGCACAGAUAACAUUACGCAUACUUGACCAAAAGCAAGCCAAGCAUCACUUUGGAAAAGCUAAUUACUGGUUUAGUUCCUCAAACCAUGAACGUGGUGCAUCAAGAUUGAUUCCACUCAGUUACUUCACCAGUCAAUACCAGGGUUUUCUGGUGAAGGAUAGUUGCUUGGUGGAAGCUGAGGUCCAAAUUCUCGGGGUGGUUGAAGCAUUGUCCUGAGUUUGUCUAUAAAGCAGUCACAAUGAAGCACCGACACAAUUUCUAUUUCGCUUUCCAUAGGCAUAAUUGGUUAUAUAUGAAAGCUAUACAUGGAACAUUGUUAACAAAACUAAAAUCAAAAUAAAAACAGAAAUCCGAAAAAGAAAACUUAUGGAUGGAUGAAAUUCACAUGCUUGGACAUACCUUCUCGGUAUGUUUCAUAAAGCAUUGUCGCUUGUAUAAAUAUAAUGAAAUAAUGUACAUUACAAAUGAGAACAGGUGUCUACAAUGGUGAAGAAAUGGUUUUCUUUA
This is a messenger RNA of Arachis ipaensis, 1421 nucleotides long. RefSeq names its product TRAF-like family protein. Gene Ontology annotation, molecular function: protein binding. The record is from RefSeq and is a predicted model, not a curated record. NCBI's taxonomy places the organism in Eukaryota, Viridiplantae, Streptophyta, Magnoliopsida, Fabales, Fabaceae.